GUCUGACUCUGUCCUCAGCUCAGCUCCAUGGAGAGCAGCCCAGCUACCUGAAGGGAGACAACUUCUUCAAAUUCACCUGCUGUGACUGUUCUGAGGACGGAAAGGAGAGCUUUGAGAGGAUGAGGCUCACCUGGCAGCAGGUGGUGAUGUUGGCCAUGUACAACCUGUCUCUGGAGGGGACGGGUCGGCAGGGAUACUUCAGGUGGAAGGAGGAUAUCUGCGCUUUCAUUGGCCGACACUGGAACUUCCUGCUGGGAACGAGGAAGAAGACGUCGACGUGGUGGAGCACGGUGGCCGGCUGCCUCUCGGUCGGCAGCCCCACGUUCUUCCGCUCAGGAGCUCAGGAGUUCGGUGAACCCGGCUGGUGGAAGCUGGUCCAGAACAGACCUCCAACGCUGCGACCGGAGGUGGACAAAGCCUCCACCAAGGCCAAAGCCUCCAAACCCACGGUGGACCCCAUCAUCACCGUGGAGGGUCUGAGGAAACGGGGCGCCAGGAACCCUGUGGAGAACGCCAUGCAGCUGAAGGAGAAGCGCUCCCGCACCCAGGAGGCCAAAGACAUCCGGCGAGCUCAGAAGGAGGCGGUGGGCGGUUACAUGGACCGCAGCGCCUCCUCCACGCCCGUCAAACUGGCCGGAGGUCGCAGCACCGGGCGCCGCCCCGAUCUGGUCCUGGAGAAAGGCGAGGUCAUAGACUUCUCCUCCCUCAGCUCCUCGGACCGAACUCCACUCACCAGCCCCUCCCCUUCUCCUUCCCCCGACUUCUCCGCCCCCGGAACCCCCGCCUCCCACUCAGCCACACCCAGCCUGCUGUCAGAGGCCGACCUCAUCCCCGACGCCAUGCCGCCCCAGGCCCUGUUCCACGAUGAUGAGGAGAUGGAGACGGAGGGGAUGAUCGACCCUGGGAUGGAGUACCUUCCUCCUCCCAGCUCCAGCCUCGCCGCCCGUAAGAAGCUCCGCCCAGCACCGCCUCACAUCAAACGUGAAGCCGAGAGCGAGGACGACGAGGGCCGCGAGCGCGAGGAUGACUUGGAGGACGCGGUGGGACGAAGCAACGGUCCCCCUCUGUCCACCGGGGGGUGUGGUGGAGCCGGCGAGCGGAGGAGGAUCGGUCAUCCUGACAAAGUCGACGGCGGCGGCGCCCAGAGUCCUCGCUACACCGCCCUCAGCCUGUAUGAGGAGAGGAUGCUACUGCGCCGGCUGGACGCCUGCCCACUAGCGCUAGCCGUCACGCCGCAGGCCAAACGCCUCCACAGGAAGCUGCUGGUGCGGCAGGCGAAGCGGCAGAGAGGGCUCCCCCUGCUGGAUGUGGACCGAGCCGUCAGCGCCACCCUCAGCCUGGUGGGAGGGAUCUACGGAGCCCAGGAGGCGGGGGCUCUGCUGGGAGGCGGAGUCAAAGGGAAGUACUGCACCAACAGCCAGGAGCUGCGCAUCCUCGACCGCUUCCAGAUCAGCCCGUCCAGCAGAAGAAACGUCCAGAAGAACUCCGUGUCCUUCUGGCACCGACUGAUGGGAGCCGAGGGCAGUUUGGACCAAAGCAUCAAGAGUCCGUAUACGUCCCGGAUCCUGAAGCCCUACAUCAGGUACAGUACUCCAUCUACAGGGACACAGUACUCCAUCUACAGGGACACAGUACUCCAUCUACAGGGACACAGUACUCCAUGUGCUCCUCUGUUCUUCAGGAGGGAUUAUGAAAGUCGUCCGGUGAAGUUGCGGCUGCUGGCAGAGAUCCGAGCGUUUCCUCACAGGAAGGAUCCUGAUUGGCUCCCUGAGGCCGACGCCCCCAUUGAUUACUGCUACGUGCGGCCCAUUCACAUCCCCUCCGUCAACGCCAUGUGUCACGACAGCUUCUGGCCCGGCGUGGACCUGUCGGAGUGCCUGCAGUACCCCGACUUCAGCGUGGUGGCGCUCUACAGGAAGGUGGUGGUCGGCUUUGGCUUCAUGGUUCCAGACAUCAAGUACAACGAGGCCUACAUCUCCUUUCUGCUGGUCCAUCCCGAGUGGAGGCGGGCCGGCAUCGGAACCUUCAUGAUCUACCACCUGAUCCAGACCUGCAUGGGGAAAGACGUGACGCUCCAUGUGUCGGCCAGUAAUCCCGCCAUGCUGCUCUACCAGAAGUUUGGCUUCAAGGCUGAGGAGUACAUCCUGGACUUCUACGAUAAAUAUUAUCCGGUGGACAGCACCGAGUGCCGCCACGCCUUCUUCCUGCGACUGAGGCGCUGACAGCUGUAGCUCCACCCCCUGACCAUGUGACUGUUUCAGGAACAGACAAAUGAAAAGCGUUUCCAGAAAGACUCGGCUGUGUUCCAGUCUGUAAAUGUUUCUGUCGUCCAGUCAAAAAGUUCCCCUUCAAUCAUCUGUUUUUAGGUUUUUAUUUCUGCAGGUGUGAGGUUCAUGAGUCUCCAGCAGGAGGCGCUGCAGGAAGCAGGAGAAGCUGCUAGUUGACUUUUUAACUGAAUGUUCUGGAAUAAAGUGACUCCUCAAACAGG
Messenger RNA from Acanthochromis polyacanthus (spiny chromis), 2488 nucleotides. Its product is annotated as cysteine-rich protein 2-binding protein-like. The record is from RefSeq and is a predicted model, not a curated record. NCBI's taxonomy places the organism in Eukaryota, Metazoa, Chordata, Actinopteri, Pomacentridae. The coding region runs from base 120 to 2222 and encodes 700 amino acids. The transcript has 8 exons. Gene Ontology annotation, molecular function: acyltransferase activity, transferring groups other than amino-acyl groups.